AUGGGGUGUCGUCAGGACUGCAAUGGUAACAAAAGUACUAGUAAGUAUCCACGACCAGUAUCAAAGUUCCAACAAGACGAUAUAUGCAGAGCGUACCCAAAUAUUACAGCAUUCCAAAGCAAGAUGUUAUUGUCCUGGGGAGCACCACUGAUACCCGCAGGAGGGUCCUGCUGCAACCGCUUGAAGUCCCUCAUCAGCCUCUUCUUAGCAGGGGUUGACAUCCUCACCCGCCUAAAGGAUAAAAGGAGAGAGAACGGAUUAUAA
This is a messenger RNA of Spirodela intermedia, 264 nucleotides long. NCBI's taxonomy places the organism in Eukaryota, Viridiplantae, Streptophyta, Magnoliopsida, Alismatales, Araceae. The record is from the annotation of a GenBank genome assembly.